Messenger RNA from Melampsora larici-populina 98AG31, 1344 nucleotides. RefSeq lists its product as uncharacterized. NCBI's taxonomy places the organism in Eukaryota, Fungi, Basidiomycota, Pucciniomycetes, Pucciniales, Melampsoraceae. Bases 1 to 1344 code for a protein of 447 amino acids. Gene Ontology annotation, cellular component: nucleolus. Gene Ontology annotation, molecular function: DNA binding; RNA binding. Gene Ontology annotation, biological process: ribosomal small subunit biogenesis; ribosomal large subunit biogenesis. The transcript has 3 exons. The record is from RefSeq and is a predicted model, not a curated record.
AUGGACGAAGACAACCAGAUAAAGUCUAUCAAAGACUCUCUAUUAGGGCAUGACCGAGAAUUUCAAAGAUUAUUAUGUAUGAUCCCAUCAAAAUUUCACGUUUUACCGCCAGACCAAUCAUUGCUGGAUGAAGGAUUCAGUAAGAAGAGUAAGAAGCACAAAAAUCAGAAAAUCACUCCCGAAGAGAAACGCUUACAAAAACGAGCUCGCUUUGAUCCAGACGCUUCUCUCACCAUGCCUCAAUUUCAAGGUCUGGCAGAAUCAUCGUCAGCCGAAGACGACGAUUCCAAAUCACCACCUAUCAAAAAAACUCCAGCUGCUCCUCAACUCUCCCGAGCCGAGUUACAAGACAAGCUCCAGCGCCGGAUUGCCGAGCUUCAAAAUUCGGCAAGUGCUAUCGCUACAACUUCGAAAGCAGACACCGUUUCAGCGAGUGGUAGUAGUGGUGGUCACAGUCCCCCUGCACCCACGAAAGAUGCCCUUCUCGAGCUAGGCCGUCAGAAACGAGGGGAAAUGAGAGAUCGCAGGCGUCGGGAGCGUAAAGAGGGUCGGCGCCGUGAAAAGGAGUUAAAAGCUGAGCAGACUCUACUGGCCAAAAAACGCAAAGGUCUAUUACCUAAGAAGGAGAAUAAAUCGAAUGGGUCAGGAAAUCUUCAAAAGGGGAUUGAUUCAAACCGAGAUGCAACUCAAGCGGAUGAAUCUGCUCAAGACGGACGAACCAAAAGCGGAGCGACUCCUAAAAAGCUCAAGACGACGGUUCCAGUAAACAAUGCGGCUCCUCAGGAAGAACCUACCCAAAAAUCGACUUCGACUGCACAGCAGGAAACAACCAGUGCCUCCGCUGAGGUCAAAGAUGCUUCUGGUGCACCUGACUUGACGUUUUCGGCUUUACAAUUCGGAUCUGAAGCAAACUCGAAUGGGAGAAAAGGGCCGAGAAACCCUUCAUGGACUUCGAAAAAACCUAUGGAAGCCAAGUUGGCCCUUGACAGACGCCAAGCCUAUCUUGACAAACUUACUCCUGAAGCACGUGAACGGGCCGAAGAAAGCAAGAAGUGGGAAAAGGCUGGUUUACAAGCGUCAGGUACAAAGGUGAUGGAUGACCCGAAGAAGCUUGAUAAGGCAUUGAAGAGACAAACCAAGGAGAAACGAAAGAAACGAGAAGCAUGGAAUGAGCGUACGAAAGCGGUAGAAAAACUUCAAGAACAAAAACAGAAGAAACGUAGAGAUAACAUUGAGAAGAGAAAAGAACAAAUUCGAGACAAGAAGAAAGGUGGAAUCAAAGCUAAAGGUAAUUCAAAAUCAAGUAGUGCUGGAAAAGCGAAGAAAUCUGUGAAAGGUUUUUAA